AUGCCUGUGGCUAUCAUACUAUACAGUGAAUCUUGGGAUCGCGCAGGAGUGUCACUACCAUGCCAAGAAUUGGCAGCUGAAGGAAUUGUGGUUGUGACCGUUUCUUAUCGACUACAUCUUCUGGGAUUUUUUACUUUGCGGUCAUUGAUGGCUAGAGGAAAUCUCGCUUUACUUGACCAGUAUUUAGCUUUUUUAUGGGUACGCGAUAAUAUAGCAGCAUUUGGAGGAGAUCCGUCAACAAUUGUACUUAUUGGACAUUCGGCUGGAGCUGACAGCAUCUUGCAUCACAUUGUGUCGCCGCGUGCAGCUGGCCUAUUUCAAAGAGCAAUACUGAUGUCACCACGCGAUAUUUGGAAGGCGGUAGAUGAAAACAAAACUGUUAAUUCUACUGAAGUCGAAGAACUUUCACGUAAAGUGGCCCAAAGUCUUGGAUGCUCCAGCAAUAUAGAUCAAGAAAUAUUGCACUGUAUGCGGGAGAGGCCAUUGGCCAAUAUUGUUUCUUUAUAUUCGAAUGCAAAUUGGAGCAAGAUCUUACAGUUAAUACCGGAUGAUUUUCUGCCAACUUCUGAACAAUAUUUACCGGUAUCAUUAGCAGCCGCAUUAUCGGCGUCUAAUCAGCCGACGUUACAACUUGACGUUCUUUUUGGAACAACUGAUUUGGAAGAUGUCAACCAUAAUGACCAAAAUGACGCUUUACCAAUGUUAGCGCAUGCCGUUCGUUGGGAAUUUUGGGGUACCAAAGGAAGAAAAGACAUCGAAAGGGGCACUUUUGAGACUGUUGAAGGUUUAGCUAGAAUGGAAUCUUCAGCUAAAUGGGGCGUAGGCAGUGCCUUGUUAGCGGCUAGACUAGCUCGAAAGAUAUCACGGCUCUAUGUUUAUCGCUACUUACAACCAGGCAACGUUGAUCUCCGUGGAAAUCAUUUGAAUUUCACGGGUGCAGUACAUGGUGUUGAUUUAAUAGCGUUAUUAGGAGACGCUUUGAUGCUUCAAGUGGCUCGCCAACCAAGUGAUCAAGACCAAAAAAGAAUAACUUCAUUAUUUCGUCAAUAUAUUAUCAAUUUCAUUAAAUUUGGAUCACCUGUGCCAGAAAAUAACUGGAAGAGAUACAAGUUUGGGGAUGCCUAUGUACACGGAAUACAUAACGAUGAAAAUAAUAUUAACACAAACAACGUGAACAAAGAUGCUACGUUUUGGCUUCAAUACUUGCAACAGCUCAAUAGCUAUUUUUCUACAUCAAUACACACUGAACAACUGACAUCGCAAAAGGGUAAAUUAUAACUUACCUAGUUUUAGUGGUUUAGACGUUACGCCACAAAUCUAUACAAAUCUCGCAACAUCCACUUUAUACGUGUUCGCCUCUCGUAGGAGUAUCCUCAGUACAAGUUAUUUAGAUCUUACAGAGCCAACCACCGAGUUAGCUUAGUGAGGUCUAACAACUUCAGAGGAGGAGAGAUUUGUUGUUGUUUGUACAUGUAAAAAUGUUUGUAUUUUAGUAUAAAAUUGGUUUUAAAAGUGGUAAUUUCGUAAAACAUCACCUUAACUUCAAUAAACACAUUAAUCCCUCAGUUCUAUGGAUAGCGAUACAUUACGCUUACCUUCAACCUAAAUGAUGUGUAAGGAGCUAUGUUUAUAGUUUCACCUCGUGUACUACUCGAUCAAUAA
Diatraea saccharalis (sugarcane borer) is the source of this 1662-nucleotide messenger RNA. The record is from the annotation of a GenBank genome assembly. Lineage: Eukaryota; Metazoa; Arthropoda; Insecta; Lepidoptera; Crambidae.